GCUGGCGGCGCGGAUGGCGCAAGAGAGGGCCGCCCGUAGUCGACGGGGUAGGGACGAUACGUCAGCGUGUCGCGGCGCGGCUCGCUAUCGUACGUAGAAUCACGGACGCAAAUCAAACAUGGCGAUUCGGUCGCUGUUUACGGUGCGAGCAUACGGUUACUAGUGCCGCGGCGUUGGGUGUCAGUACGCGAGAGUGACUCUUUGACGUUGGUACGGGAUCGUGCCAUCGCGUAUUAACGGGCGACGGUGCGUAUUGCGGGUGCGGAGCCGCGCAGGGAGGAAACGACGAUGAAGAAAGCGUCGGGCGGUGGCGUCGGUGAUGGAGCACGCGACGACGCGAAGGGCGUAAAAGACGGGCCAACGCCUGCGACGUCAUUGCCCGCGGUCGCCGAGCGGGUGCCGCGAUCUACCGGCGAGAAUACGGAGCAGAAUGUCGAUUGCUCGAAGAAGCAUGCGAAGACGCUUAUAAAUACCUGUGGAAGAUUGGAAAGCGGUAGCGGUAGCGGCGAUCAGGAUGGCGGCCAGCACGAAGACGGAACGGACAUCGCAGCGAAAAAGAGAAAAACUCGAAGGGGUAAACCCAAGCAUAGGAAACUGAAGCCAUAUUCGAAGCAGUUGUCCUAUCAGCAUCAAUUGCGGAGCAGAUGUAUCGGCAGGAUCGCUAAAACUAGUAGGCAACCUCCAGCCUUAUAUAACACCACGCAAUUUCUUAUGGCUGAUCACAGCGAUCUACCUGAUCUCGAGCAAAAAUUAUCGGAAGCUGCAUCACUAGAAGUACCUGCUAUGUUUCAAAAGCCACCGGCACCAUCGCGUACACGCGACUCCAGUUUCAGCGUAGAUUCUGAUGAGGACUACUUUUACUCAUCUCCGGAAGAUGAAGAGGAAUUUUUAACGAAGGAAUUUUCAACCGCGUAUGAGGCAGUUCACGAAGAGAGAUUGAACAUGUUGACGAAAACCGAAUUGAUACAAGAAUAUAGGCACUUGGAAGCCAAAAUGGAUUCAUUAACAAAGAGAUUACGUAAUAAGAGCAUUCAUCAAAUGGAGGAAAGAGAUUCGGAGAAUAAAAAUGUGUCUAAUACAGAUGCUGAAAUAGCAAAGAAGUUAAAGCUGUGUCAACAGCGGAUCGAUGAUUUGAUACAACAAAACGAGCAGCUAAGACGGGAGAACGAAAUGUUACGUACUGAAAAAAGAUUACACGCGAGCAGCUCUGAGUCUAGUGUCGACAGUGAAAGCGAUAGCGACAGUUCUAGUAAUAGCAACCAAAGUGGAUGUAGCUGCUCUCUUUCGAGUACAGGAACGUCUCCUAAACAUACUUAUAAAUCUAGAUUAGAUAAUAACAUAAGAACAGAUAGCAAAAGCGAUAGCUGCGAUACUAGCCAAAGUGGAAGUCCCAGAACAUCUAUAACGCCUACUAAUUUCUCCAACGGUCAUAUAAUUCUGAAUGAAACUGGUAGUUUACCUACGUAGAUUUCGAAAUUGCUUCUCGAUACAUAUUGAUAUUAUGUUCGAUAUUAUGAAAUUCCAAUGAGGCAGGCCGCAAAUUCGAUAUAUCGAUUCAACAUUUAAAAGAAGCAAAUUCUUCAACAAGUUUUGUUGCGAUCGAACAAUAUUCGAUCUUCUAAUACCUGUUAAAUCUCGUUAGAAUAUCGUUUAAUAAUCCUAUUUGCUGAUUCAUUCUUCUUUCCCUUGAGACUGUGUAUACAUACAGUCAUGUGGAUACAUAUAUGUAUAACAAUAUAAAUAUAGGAUUAAUAUUCUAUAGGAGAGAACUAUUCUUUCGCAUCUGUUUGUGCUAUUUUGUUAUCUGCUUGGCAAAAUAUUUACCAUACCUAUCAUAUAUUUGCUUCUAUCUCUUGUUUACCGUAGUACUGUAUAUGGAUGGAAUUUGUGUUUUUCUGGUUGCUUUUUUUUCUUUCCACGUACUGCCAAUUACGAGAGUUAUGUUUGCAAAUGGACGGUCUACAGACCAUCAACUAACGCAAACCUGUGUACAUAUACGCGGGUAAAGUGAAAAAUACGUCUUUUCCAGACCCAUCAGAGAAGUAUUAUCCAUAAAACAUAAUCUUGUCAAAUGUGAUGACUUAUAUUGUAAGAGAUUAAAAAUCUUUGUACAAUUGUAUAGUUUUAGUAAGUAAGACGAAAUGUUAGUUUAUGGUCUGAAAAUGUAAGAUAAAAAUGUUUUUUGCAUUUUCGAUUUAUAAUAAAUUUUGUUUU
Molecule: messenger RNA, 2214 nt
Organism: Pogonomyrmex barbatus (red harvester ant)
Lineage: Eukaryota; Metazoa; Arthropoda; Insecta; Hymenoptera; Formicidae
Product: protein HEXIM1
Biological process (GO): negative regulation of cyclin-dependent protein serine/threonine kinase activity; negative regulation of transcription by RNA polymerase II
Cellular component (GO): nucleus; nucleoplasm; cytoplasm
Molecular function (GO): 7SK snRNA binding; cyclin-dependent protein serine/threonine kinase inhibitor activity
Source: RefSeq, a predicted model, not a curated record